UGCGACCGCACGCACAAACUUCCGGCCCAAAGAUGGCGACUUCCUAGAGAAACUCCAGUUGCAGUUCGGUUACCGGAGUAUCUCGGCUUCCAGGCUCUCUGCUCCGUCCAGCCACUCGGAAGCCAUGGAAGUGGCAGAGCCCAGCGUUCAUACGGAAGAGGAGGAAGAAGAGGGAGAGGAGGAGGAGCAUUCCGCCGAGCCACGCCCCCGAACGCGCUCCAACCCAGAGGGGGCCGAGGACCGGGGACUCGGGGCCCAGGCCAGUGUCGGUAGCCGCAGUGAGGGUGAAGGUGAGGCAGCCAGUGCUGAGGAUGGGACCCCCAAUCCAGCAGGAGUGGGUCCCAAACCCUGGGCAGUACCCCCGCCAGCCCCCGAAGUCCAGAUUCGUACACCCAGGGUCAACUGUCCAGAGAAGGUGAUCAUCUGUCUGGACCUAUCAGAGGAAAUGUCGCUGCCCAAGCUGGAGUCGUUCAACGGCUCCAAGACCAACGCCCUCAAUGUCUCUCAGAAGAUGAUAGAGAUGUUCGUGCGCACCAAACAUAAGAUCGACAAGAGCCACGAGUUUGCGCUGGUCGUGGUGAACGACGACUCGGCCUGGCUCUCGGGCCUGACCUCCGACCCCCGCGAGCUCUGCAGCUGCCUCUACGACCUGGAGACGGCGUCCUGCUCCACAUUCAACCUAGAAGGCCUCCUCAGCCUCAUCCAGCAGAAGACCGAGCUGCCUGUCACCGAGAAUGUGCAGACCAUUCCGCCUCCUUACGUGGUCCGCACCAUCCUUGUCUAUAGCCGCCCACCCUGCCAGCCUCAGUUCUCCCUGACGGAGCCCAUGAAGAAAAUGUUCCAGUGCCCAUAUUUCUUCUUCGACGUUGUCUACAUCCACAAUGGCACCGACGAGAGGGAGGAGGAGAUGAGUUGGAAGGACAUGUUCGCCUUCAUGGGCAGCCUGGAUACCAAGGGUACCAGUUAUAAAUACGAAGUGCCUCUAGCGGGGCCGGCUCUGGAGUUGCACAACUGCAUGGCGAAGCUGUUAGCUCAUCCUCUUCAGCGACCCUGCCAGAGUCACGCCUCCUACAGCUUGCUGGAGGAGGAUGAGGAAGCGACUGGCGAGGGCGAGGCCACUGUUUGAACCUCCGGAGUUUAUCCUUCUUGUACUUUUGACCCUGGUUCUGAAGUCCCACUUCUUACACUGAACUCCUGGAGAUCCUCUCUAGAUGUUCCACUAGGCACUUGUGCCUGGGGGUGGGGACAGGUCCUGGGUUGAAACCCAGGAUUCCAGGAGACCUCCAGGGGCUCCCACACCUCCCUCCACCCCCACCCCUGUUUUCCCACGUUUGUCACUCCGAGUUUGUCAGUUAUAAUUCUUGUUUAUUCCUGUGUUUUUGUCAUAAUUUUUUUGAGUAUCAAAAAAAUUAAAAAUUUG
Molecule: messenger RNA, 1420 nt
Organism: Perognathus longimembris pacificus (Pacific pocket mouse)
Lineage: Eukaryota; Metazoa; Chordata; Mammalia; Rodentia; Heteromyidae
Gene: Babam1
Product: BRISC and BRCA1 A complex member 1
Exons: 1
Coding region: 125-1126 (333 amino acids)
Biological process (GO): positive regulation of DNA repair; protein K63-linked deubiquitination; double-strand break repair
Cellular component (GO): nuclear body; BRISC complex; BRCA1-A complex
Source: RefSeq, a predicted model, not a curated record